AUGAGGAUUCAUUCGGCAUUUGCUGCCGUAAGUGGCAUGUACCUAGCGGCGCAUGACCCAAACUACGUCAAGCAAAAUCACCGUAUUAGGCUUCCGUCGCAAUAUGCGUUCCUAGUCAGUAGAUUCGAUUGCAUAGCAGAGAGGUCGUUAUUUCGUAAAGGGAGCACCGACCGUCUGCACGGCAAUGCAGACCUCGAAACAUCAAGCGAUUACAACUGCGAAUCAAUAGGCAGUGACGAUUCCACACAUGGAUCGCAUUUCCAACCACGUAGAGUGACAUGUGCCACCUUGGCCCGUGAAAGGCGUCCUGGAGGCGACUCACCCACGGAAGCAUUGAUCAAAAGUAGUGGAUGUGGGCCUAAAACGCGACUAGGAAGAUUGUGUUCAAGUGAAGAUACCCCAAGUCUGUAUAAACUGGUUGCUUGGGUUAAAAAAAUUGUCGUCAAUCGCAACAAGACAGCAGCAUACCUAGAGGUGGUAGACGGGACUGCGCCAAUGCAUGUGGAAGUGGUGAUCCGAGAUACUCACCCCAGUUACCCUGCUGUUUCAGAAAUAAAUAUUGGAGACGCCAUCACUAUAGUGGGUACCCUAGAAGGAAAACGUUCCGGAUCGGAUGGGGGUAAUACGUCCGUGCAGUUGGUGGUUACCAACGAGGCACGGGGACAUAUGUUCACGCACCACCCAAACGAGAGAACUGAAGAAGAAACCAACCCUGUAGCACUCAACGGCAAUUAUCCGUUAACAUAUCUACGUGAACACUGCAAUUUCAGAGUUAGGAACCCCUUAAUACAGGCUAUUUUUAGGAUCAGGGCGAAGGCCACUGAAAGGCUUUUCAGUAUCCUACCGGAUAUGGGAUUCGUUCACGUCACAGCGCCAUGUCUAACUACUAUGAACUGUGAGGGCAUGGGUGAAAUUUUCAAGGUGGUUCCGCCGAACAUCGAAGAGCUCCAACAGGUAUUGCAUCCAUCUGCAAUAAGACACCGUAUGCAGGGUCCAAGCACAUUCCUAAGUGUAUCUGGGCAACUUGAACUGGAAGCGCUAUGUUCUGGAAUUAGCAGAGUGUGGAAGCUUGGUCCCGCCUUCCGGGCGGAUAGGUCCGACACCCCUCGACAUCUGUCCGAGUUCUGGAUGCUGGAAGCAGAAAUGAACGACGUAACACUAUCGGAACUCACUGAUGUCAUCCAUACGAUAGUUAAAAGGACUGGGAGCGCACUGCUGGCUGAAUGCAAAGAUGAUCUGGCUGUUAUUAGCCAACAUGGGGAAGGGAACGUUAUAAAGAGACUGGAAGAUCUGCAUUCCUCGGAGUUGAAAACUGUGACAUAUUCCGACGCGGUCAAGAUUUUGAGUGAACACAAGUUGACUGACCCUGAUUGCGAAUUCGAAGAAAUAAAUUGGGGUGAACCGCUGAGUGCAGCGCAUGAACGUGGAUUGCUCAAGCUGUUAGAUCACCAGUUGAUUGCCGUGACUCAGUACCCAGCCGCCAUAAUGCCAUUUUAUAUGGAGAGAUUGUCCGAUGGGACGGUAAAUAAUGUAGACAUUAUCGCAAACGGGGUUGGGGAAAUUGCGGGAGGUUCUAUCAGGGAGGUACAAUACGACACUUUAAAAAGGGCGAUGCAAGAACAUAAUAUUGUAGGUUACGAAUACGAUCAGUUAGUUUGA
Molecule: messenger RNA, 1659 nt
Organism: Babesia ovata
Lineage: Eukaryota; Apicomplexa; Aconoidasida; Piroplasmida; Babesiidae
Product: asparaginyl-tRNA synthetase
Exons: 7
Coding region: 1-1659 (552 amino acids)
Biological process (GO): asparaginyl-tRNA aminoacylation
Cellular component (GO): mitochondrion
Molecular function (GO): ATP binding; asparagine-tRNA ligase activity
Source: RefSeq, a predicted model, not a curated record